AUGGCUCCCUCGGCCGCUGCUACUCCUAAAAGACAGGGGACUCCCGUUUCCACCGCUCCCUUGCCGCCCCGUCCAGUAACUAGUCUCAGGGAGUUUUCAGCACCUCCAGAAGUCGAUUCUUUUUACUCCAAAUAUCAACCUGGUGUGCCCAUUGCCAUUGAUUUCGGCAGCAGUUAUGUUAGAGCUGGUGUUACCAACGGUCCCGAGCCCAACAACACGUUUCCCAACGUGCUGGCUCGUUAUAGAGACCGCAAGGGCGCCGUCAACUUGACUCUUGUGGGCCAUGAUGUCUACCGAGACGCUUCGAUAAAAUCGUCAAUUCGCCCUAGUUAUGACGGUACGUUCAUCAGCAACUGGGAUAACGUCGAGACGGUGUUGGACUACACAUUUGAACACUUGGGGGUCACCAGCAAUAACAACAGAGUGGAUAAUCCCAUUAUCAUGACAGAACCACUUGCUAAUACUCUUUACCAUCGCAAAGGAAUGUAUGAGCUUCUUUUCGAGGCGUAUGGUGUACCUCAAGUGGCAUUUGGAAUUGACUCUCUUUUCUCGUUCUAUGCUAACUGCAAGGGCCCAGCGCUGGGCUUGGUUAUAGGCGCCAACAACAUUCUGACCCAUGUGAUUCCCGUGCUUGAAGGCCGUGGAAUUCUUCAGCAAGCCAAGAGAAUAGACUAUGGCGGCGACCAGGCAGGCCAGUACCUUCAGAAGCUUCUUGCGCUCAAAUACCCGUACUUUCCCGCUCGGCUCACCAACCAAAAUUAUGCUACCAUGCUCACAGAUCACUGCUAUUUUCUGAAAGAUUACCAGCUGGAAAUCUCGUCGUACCUCGAUAUGGAAAAUUUGGAAAAAACCGAUGUGAUCCUCCAGGCCCCGGUGGAAAUAGCGCCGGUUGAAAAGAAAAAGUCAGAAGAAGAGAUCGCUCGACAAGCUGAAAGAAAGAGAGAACAAGGUCGUCGUCUUCAGGAACAAGCCCGCCAAAAGCGUCUUGAAAAACUCGUACAGAAAGAAAAAGAGCUCGAAUACUAUACACAGCUCAAAGCAGAAUUGGGGACCAUGACUCCGAAACAGGCUCAGUCUCGUCUUGUUGAAGAUGAGUUUUCGUCUAUGGCAGACUUCAAUAAGUACGUUGCAGGUUUGGAGAAAACCCUCAAAAAGUCAAGAUCGCAAGAUGUUGGCGACGCAGAAGAAGAUGUGGAUCCCGCAGCCAGCUUUCCGUUGGUCGACGUUCCUGAUGAGGAGCUCAAUGACGAGCAAAUCAAGGAAAAGAGAAAACAGAAACUUCUCAAAGGACAUAUGGAUGCGAGAUUGCGUGCCCAAGAAGAGAAGCGUCAAGAGGAGGAGUUGGCUAUCCAGCGUGAAAAGGAACAAGAAGAGUGGAGAGCCAGAGAUUUGGAAGGCUGGUGUGCUACGGUUCGUGAGCAGUGGAAUGAGGUAGUGGGCAGAAUAAGGCAUCGUACCAAGAUGAUGGAAUCAUUUAAAGACAGAAAGUCCAUGGCAGCACAGAAACGUAUGAAGAACAUAGCGACGCUCGCACAAGAUCCAGAUGCUGGUUCUAAGAGACGCAGAAGGAACGUUAAUUCGGCUACCAUUGAUAACGAUCCCAACGACACUUUUGGAGCCAAUGACGAUGACUGGGCAGUCUACCGUGAUAUAUCUAACUCUGCGCUACAAGAAGAGCAGGAAGCGGAUCACGAAGAAUUGCUACGGAUUGAGCAACAAUUGCUCGACUACGACCCCAGUUUCCACCACGAAGACACAUUUGCGGCAUCUCAAACUUUUGACUGGCGUAAUUCGGCCCUCCACAAAUUUCUUCAUGGGCCUCGUGAAAACAUUACUGUGAAAUUGCAGGCAGAGGGCACUGAGCCAGAAGACCUACACUCACAUCCCGAAAUCUUGAAAAAAAAUCACCAGUUGCAUUUGAACGUCGAGCGCAUAAGAGUUCCCGAAGUACUUUUCCAGCCUUAUAUGGCAGGUUUGGACCAAGCUGGAAUUCCUGAGCUUGUGGAGGAUCUUGUUGUGCGCCGUAUGGAUGGAAAUUUUGCAGUUGGUGGACAAUCUCGCAAUUUAUGUGGUAACGUUUUCGUGACUGGCGGAUGGGUUCAAAUGCCCAAUUUUACAGACCGUCUUCACUCGGAAUUGCGCCAAUUCUUGCCGGUAGACGUACCGUUGAAAGUAUGGAGUGCCGCCGAUUAUAUGAGGGAUCCAUGGCGAGGAAUGAAGCUAUGGUCGCAAUCUGAUGAGAGCAAGAAAAGCUACGUUUCCAAAGCCGAGUACGAUGAGUACGGACCAGAAUACAUCAAGGAGCAUGGAUUAGGCAAUGUUUGUUUAAUGUAA
Meyerozyma guilliermondii ATCC 6260 is the source of this 2334-nucleotide messenger RNA. RefSeq lists its product as uncharacterized. Bases 1 to 2334 code for a protein of 777 amino acids. NCBI's taxonomy places the organism in Eukaryota, Fungi, Ascomycota, Pichiomycetes, Serinales, Debaryomycetaceae. The record is from RefSeq and is a predicted model, not a curated record. Gene Ontology annotation, biological process: regulation of DNA-templated transcription. Gene Ontology annotation, cellular component: Ino80 complex; cytoplasm. The transcript has a single exon.